Messenger RNA from Perognathus longimembris pacificus (Pacific pocket mouse), 1951 nucleotides. It is a transcript of the gene Cbs, whose product is annotated as cystathionine beta-synthase. Bases 149 to 1837 code for a protein of 562 amino acids. The record is from RefSeq and is a predicted model, not a curated record. Gene Ontology annotation, molecular function: cystathionine beta-synthase activity; cysteine synthase activity. The transcript is spliced from 17 exons. NCBI's taxonomy places the organism in Eukaryota, Metazoa, Chordata, Mammalia, Rodentia, Heteromyidae. Gene Ontology annotation, cellular component: cytoplasm.
CGUCGGCCCCGGGCCCGCGGGCGGCGCGCCAGGCUCCGGUCCGAGUCUCCGCCGCGCGGUCGUCGGGGUCGCAGCUCGCCGCGCCGCUCCCGCCGCUGAGCCCCCGCCCGGUGCCGCCCGGUUCCCGCGUCCGCGUCCAGAUCUCAGCAUGCCUUCAGAGACACCCCAAGCCAAAGAAGCUUCCGCAGGGUGCCCCCACGCGUCGGGGGUGCCCUCGGGGAACGGAAGCCUGGAGAGGGGGCCUUCGGGGGACAAGGAGCGCCUGUGGAUCCGGCCCGACGCCCCGAGCAGGUGCACCUGGCAGCUGGGCGCGCCUGCCUCCACCUCCCCCCAUCACCACAGCACCCAGGCAAAGCCGCCUAAGAUCCUGCCGGAUGUCCUGAGUAACAUCGGGAACACGCCCAUGGUCAGGAUCAACAAGAUCGGGAAGAACGCGGGCCUGAAGUGCGAGCUCCUGGCCAAGUGUGAGUUCUUCAACGCGGGCGGGAGCGUGAAGGACCGCAUCAGCCUGCGCAUGAUCGAGGACGCGGAGCGGGCGGGGACGCUGCGGCCGGGGGACACCAUCAUCGAGCCCACCUCGGGGAACACAGGGAUCGGGCUGGCGCUGGUCGCUGCCGUGAAGGGGUACCGCUGCAUCAUCGUCAUGCCCGAGAAGAUGAGCCUGGAGAAGGUGGACGUCCUGCGGGCCCUGGGCGCCGAGAUAGUGAGGACGCCCACCAGCGCCAGGUUCGACUCCCCCGAGUCCCACGUCGGGGUGGCAUGGCGGCUGAAGAAUGAAAUCCCCAACUCGCACAUCCUGGACCAGUACCGCAACGCCAGCAACCCGCUGACGCACUACGACAGCACGGCCGAGGAAAUCCUGCAGCAGUGUGACGGGAAGCUGGACAUGCUGGUGGCUUCGGCCGGCACUGGCGGCACCAUCACAGGCCUGGCCAGGAAGCUCAAGGAGAAGUGUCCCGGCUGCAAGAUCAUCGGGGUGGACCCCGAGGGGUCCAUCCUCGCGGAGCCCGAGGAGCUGAACCGGACCGAGGUGACGGGCUACGAGGUGGAGGGGAUCGGCUACGACUUCAUCCCCACCGUGCUGGACAGGAAGGUCGUGGACCGGUGGAUCAAGAGCAACGACGCCGCGUCCUUCGCCUUCUGCCGGAUGCUGAUCGCGCAGGAGGGGCUGCUGUGUGGCGGCAGCUCGGGCAGCGUCCUGGCGGCGGCCGUGGAGGCCGCUCGGGAGCUGCGGGAAGGCCAGCGCUGCGUGGUCAUCCUGCCGGACUCCGUGCGCAACUACAUGUCCAAGUUCCUGAGUGACAAGUGGAUGCUGCAGAAGGGGUUCAUGAAAGAGGAGGACCUUUUGGGAACGAGGCCCUGGUGGUGGCACCUGCACGUACAGGAGCUGAGCCUGUCCGCCCCCCUGACGGUGCUGCCCACGGUCACCUGCGAGCACACCAUUGCCAUCCUCCGCGAGAAGGGCUUCGACCAGGCGCCCGUGGUGGACGAGUCGGGGGCCAUCCUGGGCAUGGUGACCCUCGGGAACAUGCUGUCUUCCCUGCUGGCCGGAAAGGUGCAGCCGGCGGACCAAGUCUGCAAAGUCCUCUACAGGCAGUUCAAACCGGUCCGCCUGACGGACACGCUGGGCGCGCUCUCGCACGUGCUGGAGAUGGACCACUUCGCCCUGGUGGUGCACGAGCAGAUCCAGUCACGGGACCAGGCCUGGUCAGGAGUGGUGGGGGGGCCCGCAGACCACAGCAACGGGCAGGCCAGCAGGCGGCAGAUGGUGUUCGGGGUGGUCACCGCCAUUGACCUGCUCAACUUCGUUGCGGCCAGGGAGCGGGACUCCAACUGAAGGCUGGAAGCGCCGGGGCUGCCUCUGCUUCCGCGGAUGCUGAGGGGCUGAUUUCACCUUCCUGGCUCCGAGCCCGCAUCCUCCCCGCUGCUCGGACCAGAGCUGGGCUGCAGC